Messenger RNA from Phlebotomus argentipes, 1325 nucleotides. RefSeq names its product nuclear receptor coactivator 5 (gene Neos). Lineage: Eukaryota; Metazoa; Arthropoda; Insecta; Diptera; Psychodidae. The coding region runs from base 103 to 1320 and encodes 405 amino acids. Gene Ontology annotation, molecular function: RNA binding. The transcript has a single exon. The record is from RefSeq and is a predicted model, not a curated record.
CUCGGCGACGCCGCUGAAUUGGGGUUAUGUGCAGUUUGUUUACAAAAUCCUGGAUCAUUUGUUGUGCUUUCUCUGUGGUUUUAGUUAAGACAGCACUGGAAGAUGGAUAUGAGCUUCAUCAGGGAUCCCGCCACAGUGCGAGCCAGAGUGUACGUGGGCGCCUUGGCGGAGGGAACAACGCGACAGGAGAUGGAGGAGUAUUUCAUGAAGUACGGCAAUAUCGUGGGAGUCGUGGUGAACAGGGGCUUCGGGUUCAUCCAGUUCCAGGAGGAAGAGAGUGCUGGAAUCGCCUUGAAGGAUAAACACAGUAUGAUUCACGGGAAGAAGAUAUUUGUGAAGCCUGCUCAGGCUGGGGCCGGAGGACAGAAACCCGCCGCUGGCCAGAAGACAGGCGCUGUCUGGGAUGCUGCAGCGUCAGUAAGUCAGGUGGAAGCUCAACCAACGGCAGUGUGGAGUAACAACUACCCAAGGAAGCCGGAUUUUGGGUCCAGUUUGCUUAACAUAGCGCCCAUUAGUUACCCUUCCUGGAUGGUUGUUCCGGGUCGGAAUGAUUGUGAGAUUAUCGUGGUGUCGAAAGCGCUGACGUUGUAUGCUGAGACCAUCGAGGCGCACCUGAAACGGCUAGGCUUGUCUGUAGAUUUGCUGUAUCCCAACGACGACGUGCCCAUUGGCAAGGUACUGGGGAACAUCUCUUCCAGAGGCUGCUUAUACGCCGUGCUGGUGACGCCACAGAACGAGGAGCUGCGCAGCAUCACCGUAAACAUCCUCUAUGGACAGCCGGCAGAGCACAGAAACAUGCCUGUUGAGGAUGCUAUCAAGUUUAUCGCGGAGAACUUCAGAGAGAAAAUCAGAAAGGAUGUUGCCGCUGCCCAGAACAACGUGCCCACCACUCAACCCAUUCCUAUCACGCCCGUCUCUGCUGGCUCACUCACGGACAAGCACCCGGACUCCAUGCAAGCCCUGCUGCAGCUCCUGGCCGACAAUAGGAUGCUGACCGUGCUGCAGUACGACAAGAUCAUCAAGUACUUGAAUGAACGUCGCGAGAUGCAAAUGAAAGUGGAACUGGGCGAGGAGGCACCCAACGCGGCUGACAUUCUGGAGGCGCAGAAGAAGCAGCAGGAGCAGGACUUACAGCAGAAGAUCCUCAGCAUCCUCAACAAGCCCAGCAUCACGGGAGUCGCAGACUCCAAACCGCCGCUGGCCGCUGACAAUCCGCAUCGCGAUAACACCAUCAAACUCCUGCAGGACCCCAAAGUUCAGAAGGCGCUCGACACCGUGCUGAAGAGCACCCUCCUGCAGUCCCUGGAAGUGGCGUUCUGAAACUC